AUGAAGUUUGUUGUUCCUUUCGUCUUAUUGAUGGUAAUUGUAUUUACCAGUCAUAUCAAUGCUCAAGCAGUUGAAUAUGAUACUUCCGUUCAAGAAUUAGGUAAAAGAGGAAUCAUCAGUCUGAUUAUUGGUUGGUUAUUCCCAAAAUCGACCAGUAGCUCUUCAACGACAGGUACUACUUCGACCACCACAACUGCUGCUUCUACACCAACAACAACUACCGCAACCACAACUGCUCCAACAACAACUGCAGCAGCAACAACUACAGACCCUUGUGACGACGAUGAUGAUACCUCUACUACUACUACGACUACUACUUCUACUUCUGGUAAAAUUUCCAGUAUCUUUAAUAAAGUUUUAGGAUUCUUUGGUAUCAGUCUCAAGAAGAGAGACGCAGAAGAUUUCGAUUUCGAUUUAGAUCAAUAUUCUUUCACUCUCAGAGAAGAAGUUUCGGCUUCUUCUUCAAUUAAAGCCCUGUCUGCUUUAAUUGCCGUCUCAGUUGGUGGUUCAAUUGCAAUGUACGGUCUUUUUUAG
Scheffersomyces coipomensis is the source of this 534-nucleotide messenger RNA. RefSeq lists its product as uncharacterized. Lineage: Eukaryota; Fungi; Ascomycota; Pichiomycetes; Serinales; Debaryomycetaceae. Bases 1 to 534 code for a protein of 177 amino acids. The record is from RefSeq and is a predicted model, not a curated record. The transcript has a single exon.